Messenger RNA from Nothobranchius furzeri (turquoise killifish), 1494 nucleotides. Its product is annotated as arrestin domain-containing protein 3. The record is from RefSeq and is a predicted model, not a curated record. NCBI's taxonomy places the organism in Eukaryota, Metazoa, Chordata, Actinopteri, Cyprinodontiformes, Nothobranchiidae. Gene Ontology annotation, cellular component: plasma membrane; cytoplasm. Gene Ontology annotation, biological process: protein transport.
CUUCUGCUCGUAUACACUCUCCAGAGCAGGUGAGCAAAGCUUAUUUACUGUAACUUCUACCUCUGUCUGUGUUUGUUACUCCACAGAAGAUGACCAUCAAAACCUUUCAACUUGAAUACGAUGCCAUCAACAGCAGGAAUACUUUUACAAAUGGAGAUACCAUUAAUGGAAGGAUUGUCCUGGAAACAGACAAAGAGAUGAAAAUCCAAUCACUUGAGUUUUUAGCCAAAGGAAAGGCUAGUGUUUGCUGGACUGAAUAUUACGGGGACAACCAAUCUCAUGUUUACUGGUCUGAUGAGAAAUAUUACAGUAUCCAACAGCACAUUCUGAAAGAGUCCAGGCAAGACGGAAGUGAAAUUAUUGGAAAAGGAAAACACUUAUUUCCUUUCAGCUUCAAGAUACCUGAAGAAAGAAUGCCAUCGUCUUUCUACUCAACUAUCGGUAGAGUCGUUCACAAGCUGAAAGCAGAGCUUAAACAGUCAAUGAAGUUGAAGAAAAAAACUAAAGUUCAUUUUAAAUUUGUGUCAAGAGCAGACAUGGACGUGCCAAGACUCAUGGUUCCUCAGCAUGGGUGUAAAGAUAAACACCUUGCUUUUGGUUCAGGGACUGUUUCAUUUGAUGUCCGUAUUGACAAGACUGGAUACAAACCUGGUGAGGCCAUCACCGUCACUACUGAGAUCAACAACCAGUCGAGUCGUUUGGUGAAACCCAAAUUUAUCCUGUAUGAGAAGAAGAGCUUCUUCGCCCAAGGACGGAGGAAACUUGAAACGCGUCAGGUUCUCAAGGCAAAAGCUGAUGGUGUUGAUCCAAACUCUGGCAAAAGAACAGUUGCAAAGGUCAUCCCCAUCCCAACAGAACUGUCUCCAUCUAUAAUGAACUGUUCCAUCAUCAAACUGGAGUACAGACUGCAGGUAUACCUGGAUAUCAAAUUUUCUUCUAACCCAGGGAUCAAAGCCCCCAUCAUCAUCCUUCCUGAAGUGUUGGAUAUGAGACACUUACCUCCUUCUUAUUCAGACUUUGGAUUUGAAGCAUUUGGGAAUCCAACUCCACCAACACGGGGCACCACACCACAAGCUAUGGAACCUCCACCUUCUUAUGAAACAUCUGCAAUGUACCCCGCCUUCCCCUCUGUUGAUUAUAAGACUGCAAUGUGAGUGAAGGGGACUGUCAUGGCCGAAUUACACUCCUGGUGUAAAUAAUCCUUUCUGGGAUCAUAUUCCUCUGCAUGCAUGGUCAAUAAAACUUAGUUAUUUAUUACAAAUACAAAAAUCCUUAAAUGUGGCCAAUAAAUGCAUAUUUCUAUUGCGGGCCUAUACAUUUAUGGUUGUUUUGGAUGGAGAAGUGAGUUAUCCAUGUUUAAAAAAAACUUUAAAAAAUUACUUUUACUUUAUUUUAUCCUUUUCUUUUACGGUAUUUCUCCUUUACAAAUGUAUGGAGGUGAUACAAGUGUGCAACCUGAUAUAUAAUUUUUUUUUAAUAAACAUUGACUCCAGA